Molecule: messenger RNA, 1857 nt
Organism: Cynocephalus volans (Philippine flying lemur)
Lineage: Eukaryota; Metazoa; Chordata; Mammalia; Dermoptera; Cynocephalidae
Gene: ANKRD60
Product: ankyrin repeat domain 60
Molecular function (GO): protein binding
Source: RefSeq, a predicted model, not a curated record
AUGACGCGCGGCCAGCGGUGGGGCAUGCGUCGGGCGGCGGGGGCGGCGGCGGGGGCGGGCGGAGUGUGGCCGGCGGGGCCGCUGGGGGGCGCCCUUCGCCCCCACCCCGCGGCAAGCCGGCUGGGCGGUGCGGGGGCCGGGGCGCCGGGCCACGGCGUGCCUAGGGCUAGCUCGGCGGUCCCGCGGCCCCUCCUCGCGCAGCCCCCGCCCCGGGCCCGCGGCCGGAGCCAGCACCAGGUCGGUGACCCGCAGGCCGGGAGCGCGUCGCCCGACUUGGUCCCUGACGUCUUCUGUAUGCGGGUGCGACUGGAGGAGACCGGAGAAAUGUUCCUGGUGACAAACUGCCGCAGCGACAUGACCGUGCGGGAGCUCAAAGCGGAGCUGGACCUGUUGGUCGGCAUACCCUUCAACCUCCAACGGCUCCAGUACCUGGACCAAGGAGUUUUGAUGGAUGAUACUACAUUGAAGUUCCAUGAUGUUGUUCCUGGUGGAAUUAUUUCAUUAUGUAUCUGGCAUUAUGAUGGAUGGACGGAACUGGUUUUGGCGGCUGUGGAAGGGGACCCCAGUAAGCUAUCCUGUCUUGGUACUACUGAAGAUUCCUUCUAUCGAACUGCAAAUUCAGAACAUUUCGAAGGUGAGACGUGGAAGCAGUGGAUAUCACAGAGGGCAUUUGUGGCGCUGUAUGUGACCUCACACAGAGGACACGUUGAUGCUGUGCAGUACCUUCUACAGCACGGAGCUGAUUGCUUCAGCACAUCUCCCCUGGGCAGGACGCCACUGCACGUGGCAGCUGCCAUGGGCCGGUGGGACUGUAUACGGCUCCUGCUCGAGCGUGGGGCCUCCAUCCACAACAAAGAUACCAGCGGGGAGACCCCCAUCACCGUUGCCCGCCGAAUGAACCGCAGGCAGAGUGAGCGGCAGAUGUUUCUCUUCCGCUGCAUUGAAAAGUCAGGGACAAAAGACCUGAACGACUUCAUCAUGAAUAAGGUUUUACAGAGAGUUAAGUCAGGGGUUGGGUCCAAGAAGAAGACCCCAGAAAAUGCUGACACGCAUUCUCAAAGCAUUGAGGGGGCCACUCAGCCAGAGUUCAGCCAGGACCAGCACAUUGGGCUGGGCACCACCAGGCGGUGCAGAAUGCAGGAUGGACUGGCAGAAAGAAACCCCUCCCCAGGUCCGCUGGGGGGUCGCCCCCCGCCAGGUGGCGCUGUUGAAUCCCGCUGCGUCAGGUGGGCGAGCGCGGCGGCCACCAGGUGUCGCACUGAGACCGCAGAUCAACUCGUGGCGCCGGCCUGUGCCAGCCCUACCCUCUCUUCUUCAACGCAGGAGUUCGUCCUCAGCCUGGCCCUUGUGACACGCCGCUGUGUGGCGGGGCAGGGGGGGACCCCGGCCAGCCCCAAGCGGACGGCAGCUCCGCUCCUGCAACUCCACGAUCGCCCAGCAGGGGGCGGCGUGGAUACGGAAGAGAGAAAACGGAUGAAGGAGGCAGCAUCUGUCACUGGCUGCCCCAGCGUGGGCCUUCCCUCUCCACUCCACCUUCCAGUCUCCAGCAGGGAGUCCCUCAAGAGCCUGAAGCGUGAAUUGCGUGUCCCACCACCAAGUGCAGAGCCAUCACUUAAUAGCGCCUGUGUAGUCCCCUGCACCCACCUUUUCAGUCCAGGCCCACCCUCAGCAGCCUCAGCCAAUGAGGGGGGCCUAUCCACCCCCACCUCCCUGCACCGGCCCUGCUCAUUGCACCACAUGGUGGUGGUAGCCGAGACUCAGCAGACUGUUUCGGUGGAGGAGAUGAGGCUUGUGCGAGCUGCUGUGCGAUUUCUGUUGCAAGCUGAGAAAGUCAUGGGUUUGAGAGCUUGGGAUUGA